AUGAACAGAAACCUCAUUUGCAAGAGAUUGGGAUGGUUCAAAACGUUGUUUUGCACUGUCUGGAAGGAAGUAUUAUGGACAGCGUUCCUCUGCCUACUGCAUACUCUUUCUACGUUUGUUGGUUCUUACCUUAUCGACUCACUGGUCCAGUAUGUCAAUGGCCGCCAGAGGUUUGCCCACGAAGGCUACUUCCUGGUUAUUGUCUUUCUUUCCGCUAAGGUGGUGCAAAGUGUCUCACAGCGACACUGGCUUUUCAUAACACGGCAGAUUGGUAUCAGAAACAGAGCAGCACUGAGUGCCAUGAUUUAUGAAAAAGGUCUUUCUCUCUCUAGCAAAUCUCGGAAGCAACGUACUAGCGGGGAGAUCAUAAAUCUGGUGAGUGUGGACGCCCGUAGGAUUGGCGAAUUUAGUGGGUACUUGCAUGACCUGUGGGUGGUGCCUCUUGAAGUUACUAUUGCUUUAGCAAUUCUAUACAAGAAACUCGGAUUAGCUUCAAUUGCUGCCUUGAUAGCUGCUUUCCUGGUUAUGUUGGCAAACUUUAAAUGGCAAGAGGACUUCCAAGAAAAGCUUAUGGAGACAAAGGAUGAGAGCAUGAAGGCAACUUCCGAGAUCUUGAGGAACAUGAGGAUUCUGAAACUCCAGGCUUGGGAAAUGAGGUUCUUGUCAAAGAUUAUGGACUUACGGAAAACUGAAGAAAGUUGGUUGAAAAAACUCAUUUAUACAUCAGCAUUUAUGAAUUUUGUUAUUUGGGGUGCACCUAUUUUCAUAUCUGCAGCUGCGUUUGGGUCGUGCAUGAUUCUGGGAAUCCCACUUAGGUCCGGAAAGGUUCUAUCGGCACUCGCUACAUUUGAGAUACUACAGCAGCCAAUUUACACCCUGCCAGACACUAUUUCAAUGAUCACGCAAGUUAAAGUUUCCCUUGAUAGGAUUUCAUCUUUUCUUCAACUUGAAGAUAUGCAACCAGACGCAGUUGAGAAAUUGCCUAAAGACAAUUUUAUGCCAGCUGUUGAGAUAUGUGAUGGUACCUUCUCUUGGGAUCCACUAUCAAGCCAUUCUACCCUGCAAAAUCUCAAUUUGAAAGUUAACCAUGGGAUGAAGAUUGCGGUCUGUGGUCCUGUUGGUUCAGGAAAAACUAGCCUGCUUUCUUGCAUUCUAGGCGAGGUUCCAAGGAUAUUUGGAACUGUCCGUUUGAGUGAAAGAACUGCCUAUGUUGUGUUGUCUCCUUGGGUACAGGGUGGUAAGAUUGAAUUAAAUAUUCUUUUCGGCAAAGAGAUGGACAGAGAAAGGUGUGAACAGGUCCUUGAUGUUUGUGAUUUAAAGAAGGACCUGGAAAUACUGCCCUUUGGAGAUCAAACCAUCACAGGGGAAAGAGGAAUUAACCUGAGUGGUGGGCAGAAACAGAGAGUGCAAAUUGCACGGGCUCUAUACCAGGAUGCUGACAUUUAUUUACUUGAUGAUCCUUUUACUGCUGUUGUCGCUCACACCGGAAGUCACCUUUUUAAGGAAUGUUUGCAUGGUUUCUUAGGUUCAAAGACUGUAACCCAUCAAGUGGAAUUUCUACCCAGUGCUGAUAUUGUUCUGGUUAUGCGAGAUGGGAGGAUUACAUAAUCUGGUCAUUAUGCUAGCAUUCUUAGCUCUGGAUCCGACUUCAUGGAACUGGUUGGUGCACAUGAGCAUACUCUGUCAGCCCUAAAAGCUGCUGGUGCUGCUCUUGAUUCACAACCAUCAGAUGUCAAUGAUUUAAACAUAGGUCCUAAGGUGGAAAGCAAUGAAAAGGAUGAAUUUGGAUAUGAUGAGAUUAAUGAUGAUAAAGAUAAGAUAGAACAGCUGGUAGAGGAAAAGUACCAGCUUGUUCAAGAAGAAGAGAGAGAGGAAGGAAGAGUCGGCCUCUCAGUAUACUGGGAAUAUAUUACAGCAACAUAUGGUGGGGCAUUAGUCCCAUUGAUUCUACUUAGUCAAAUUGCCUUUAACUCUUUUGAAAUAGGAAGCAAUUAUUGGGUGGCAUCAGCCACACCAGUUUCUGAUGAGAAGUCAUCUCCUGUGGGCGGAAUUACUUUGAUUUUAGUCUACGUUGUGUUGUCGAUGGCUAGUGCUAUAUGUGACCUGAUCAUGGCCUUGUUAAUAGGAACUGUUGGCUUUAAAACUGCAACAGUACUCUUCAAUAAGCUGCACAUGUGCAUAUUUCGUUCACCAAUGUCGUUCUUUGAUUCUACUCCAACUGGUCGUAUUCUAAACAGGGUAUCAACUGAUGAGAGUGAAGUAGACCUAUCCAUUUUAGGGUUGAUGGGAUCUUGUGCUUUCUAUGUUAUAGAGCUUCUUGCGAGCAUUGCAGUGAUUUCACAGAUUUCAUGGCAAGUUUUUGUUGUUUUCGUACCAGUUGUUGCUGCCUGCGUGUGGUUGCAGCAAUACUACUUGCCCACUUCUCGUGAACUAGCCCGAUUGGAGUUUGAGGCCCCUAUGCUGCAUUUUUUGGAGACUAUCUCUGGAUCAUCUAUAAUUAGGAGUUUCAAUGAAGAGUCAAGAUUCAUGAGGACAAACCUCCUGGUGAUAGAUAACUUUUCUAAGCACUUUCAUUCUGCUGCUGCAAUGGAGUGGCUUUGUUUGCGCUUGGAUCUUCUGUCGUCUCUCAUUUUUGCAUUUUCUUUGGUUUUCUUGAUCUCAUUGCCCAUGGGCAUAAUUGAUCCAGGGAACUGAAUUGCAGGAUUGGCCGUGACUUAUGGGUUAAACCUGAACAUGUUGCAAAUAUAUUUCAUAUGGUGCUUAAAUGUCGAUAAUAAUAUGAUCUCUGUGGAACGAAUUCUACAGUAUCCUCGUAUUCCUCCUGAACCUCCUCUUACAAUAGAAACUAGCAUGCCAAGCAGGGAUUGGCCAUCUUAUGGAGAAAUUGAUAUCAGCAAUCUGCAGGUCCGCUAUGCUCCUCAUCUGCCACUGGUUUUAAAAGGUCUCACAUGCACCUUUCGUGGAGGGUCAAAGACGGGCAUAGUGGGAAGAACAGGCAGUGGGAAAUCCACGCUUGUGCAAACACUCUUUCGCAUUAUUGACCCAUCAUGUGGUCAGAUUGUGAUAGACGGUAUUGACAUCUCUACAGUUGGGCUGCAUGACCUGAGAUCUAGAUUAAGCAUCAUCCCUCAAGAACCAACAAUGUUUGAGGGAACCAUAAGGACCAAUCUUGAUUCUUUGGAAGAAUAUACUGAUGAAGAAAUUUGGGAGACAAAACACAAAUGCCAACUUGGUGAAGUGGUGAGGCAGAAAGACCACAAGCUUGAUGCAACAGUGACUGAGAAUGGAGAGAAUUGGAGUGUGGGUCAGAGGCAGCUCGUUUGUUUGGGGAGAGUGUUAUUGAAGAAGAGUAAAAUUUUGGUGCUUGAUGAAGCAACUGCUUCUGUUGACACUGUAACUGAUGGCCUAAUUCAGCAGACAUUGCGGCAACAUUUUUCUGAUUGCAGCAUUCUGACAAUAGCACACCGGAUAGCAUCUGUUCUCGACAGUGAUAUGGUCCUUGUCUUGGACAAUGGUACUGUUGCUGAAUAUGAAUCUCCAGGAAAACUUUUGCAGGAUGCCUCCUCAGCAUUUUCAAUGCUUGUAAAUGAGUACGAGAUGAGAUCCAGCACUAGUUUUCAGAAUUUGGUGGUUAAUGAUGCUAAGUAGUUAUUCCAGACGUGACAAUUUUUUGUCAAGUUAAUGCAAUUCAUGGCAAGGAAGAACCUUCUUACUAAGUUGCAUGUGGAGAAUAGUUGCUCUAUAAGAUAAAUGAGCUACAAGCAAUACGACGGCAUCACUUACAUUCUUCAGUGGAUAGGAUCUUUUUUUGUUGUGUCUACAGAUAGGUUCAGAUUUUAGAUUUUGAUUGUUGUUUAAUCUCUAGCAUCUGCAUCUGUAUAUGAUUUCUUGAUUGAGUGUUC
Nymphaea colorata (pocket water lily) is the source of this 3902-nucleotide messenger RNA. RefSeq names its product ABC transporter C family member 3-like. Gene Ontology annotation, cellular component: plant-type vacuole; vacuolar membrane. The record is from RefSeq and is a predicted model, not a curated record. Gene Ontology annotation, biological process: transmembrane transport. Gene Ontology annotation, molecular function: ATP hydrolysis activity; ABC-type transporter activity; ATP binding. Lineage: Eukaryota; Viridiplantae; Streptophyta; Magnoliopsida; Nymphaeales; Nymphaeaceae.